Messenger RNA from Halichondria panicea, 2622 nucleotides. Its product is annotated as calcium-binding protein P-like. The transcript has 8 exons. Gene Ontology annotation, cellular component: membrane. The coding region runs from base 1 to 675 and encodes 224 amino acids. The record is from RefSeq and is a predicted model, not a curated record. NCBI's taxonomy places the organism in Eukaryota, Metazoa, Porifera, Demospongiae, Suberitida, Halichondriidae.
AUGGCAUAUCCUAUGCAAGAACAAACGGCUGGUAGCUACUUCCCGCCCCAGGAACAGUACCCUGAGCCAAUAGCUCCCUAUCCGCCGCCAGAACAGCAAGGGUACCCGGGGCAACAGCAGCCAGCCUAUCCGCCGCCACAGGCAAAUGCUCUCCAUCCAGUCGAUGAGAAGCAACCUCUGCCAGAGCAGCAAGGAUACCCUGGUCAACAGCAGCCGGCUUAUCCACAGGCAAAUGCCCCUCCCCCUUACUUUCCUGGACAGCAGCCAACGCAACCUUCACCAUAUCCCCAGCAACAGUUUGCUGCUCAGCAAACCACAAGUAAUGUGACGGUAGUACAAAGCCAACCUCAGCCAGUUGUCUACCAGCCUCAAAGAUACGCUGGCAGUGCUGGAACUUGUGCUAUGGUGUUUGCAAUUGUGUUGACAUUCUUUGCUUUCUUCUCUGGAUGUUUGUGGGCUCUAGUGUGCAGUGUUCCAGCCAUUUUGUUUGCUGUCUCGGCCAAUAAUGCCAGCAGCCGUGGGGAGGUGGAGCGUGCUAGGAGCAACGAGAAAAUCUCCAUCGGUUGUUCCAUUUUUGGGGUCAUUUUCGGAGUGUUGGGGUUGGUGGCCAUAGUGGGCGGAGUGGUUGCUUGGUACGUCACUGUCGUCUUUUCCUUCUCCAGGUUUAACGGAUAGGACCAAAAAAAUGCUUCUAAAAAUGUAUACUAUAAAUGAUAUAUGCUUUAUAAUAUAGUCAGUGCAUAUGUGUGAAUAUUUUUUUAAUGAACUUUUACAUAAUGAUAUUUUAUAGAUUUAUAGAUUGAAGAGUGAAUGAACUUAAUUGUACAUGUAUAUACAUUAAUUUUUUGUAGCUAUAAAUGUGGUUAAAAUUGCCAUGCUGCAUGGGAUUAUAGAUCUUAACAUGAGAACUACACUUUGAAAAAGCGACUGUAUGCGACAUUAUUUUUAAUGUGCUCAGCGCAUUUAAUGUUUUUACAGUGAUAGCGUAGAAGGGAGAGUUAAUUCUCCCCAAACUGACUGUACAAUUCGCUGCACCAUGACGAUGUACUGUAUUAUCAUAUGCACCAGCCCUCAUUUUUCCGGGGGAGCAUGCUCGCGUGCACUAGCUGAAGUACAUGCCACGCCCCCCUACAGUUUUCAUAUGAUCCCUGUACUAUUUAACACACAGCUGUACAUACGAAAUUAACAAUCACACACAGACCUUAUUCUGGAUGUGAGUAGAACUUGACAGAUAGAAUGAACCCCUCACAUUGUUCCAGAUAUUCUAUAGUCGAGUAGAAAGAAAGCCAGAAAAGGUAACUCUCAAUCAAGGUAUCCAUAUACAGUCUAGUCCUCUAUGAUUACAACAGAAUAUAUACUGGAGUUUGCAGAAUUUUAGCAACACACCAGUAAAAGCGUAGAGCGUUACGCGUUCCUCAUAUGGAUUUUGUGUACAUGCACACUGGUCUGUUUUACUACUUAAAUGCAUGAGCAUUUAUAAGGAUUAGGAACCACAGUGCUCAACACUUUUAUUCAUGUGUUGCAAAUAAUUAUUCUGCCAACUCCAGUACAAGAGUGCAAUUUAAUUAGUCUAUGAGACUUCCCCCCACAAUCCCAUGCCACGCCUUAUACAAUUAUUCAUGACAGAUUGUUUACUGUCCAUAAUUAUGUCAUGUUUAGUCUGCAUAUCGCAUGCGGGAUACCGGAUGCCUUUCAGUUUAUAAGUUUUGCAAACUAAAGUCAACUAGUCAAGGAUACCAAGAACUCUUCUUUGCAUCGAAUCAGCAGCCUCACUUGCACAAUAAUGGCUUAUCCUAUGCAGUCCAACUACCCACCCCAAGAUCCCAGCUCUGGUUAUUCUGGCCAGCCAUUGACUGCUCCGGCAUAUCCCUCAGAACCUGCUAAGCAGGUAGAUACCCAAGGCUAUCCUUGGGGUCAGCCUCAACAGCAGGGAUAUCCACCUGCACCCUACACACAGCAGCCUGGUUAUCCUGUCCAAUACCCACCUAAACACGACCCUUCAGCCCCACCACCACCUUACUAUACACAACAACAGCCACCACCUCACCCUGUCUAUGCCCAACAGCAACAGAGCAACAAUGUGGUUGUUAUGCAGCAAGCAGCUCCAGUGCUGGUAGUACGUCCAGGCAACUAUCAAUCAGAUGCUGGACAAGGGGCUCUUGUCUUUGCUAUCAUUAUCACUCUAUUUGCCCUUGUCUGCGGCUGUUGGUGGAGCAUUGUGUGUAGUAUACCAGGAAUGGUGUUUGCAAGCUCUGCUACAAAUGCUGGUGCUCGUGGUGACCAUGAAGGUGUCCGGUCAAACAACAACCUCUCGUAUGGAUGCACUGUUGGUGCUAUAGUUGGAGCUGUUGUUGGUGUGGGGUCUCUGUUUGGGAUCGUGUUUGGACUGUCAUCUAGUCGAACCUCCUCCUGCUACUCUAGCCGCUAUUGCUAUUAAAUGGGGAGAUGCAGCAGGGGAACAAGGGACCCUGAACAUUGACAAUAAUAAUAUUAACCUGUAUUUAUACAUGUACAUUAAUUUUUUUUUAUGUAUACACAACUUUCACCCAUUAUUUUAAUGUAACCCCGAGAUCUGCAAAAAUUAAUUAUAAAAAACGCCCACUCCUGAAGCGUUUUUAGAUC